CAGGUGAACAAAACCCUUAAAGGUCUAGUGGAAAAGGCAGUAAAUCCCGAGACAGACGAAAUUCAAACGCUGUCAAACUCACUUAACGAAUUCACUUACGCUUUCGUAGACCCGCUGAGAUCGGACAGUGAUACCAGGCACACGUUUAAAAGUUGCUUGGAUUUUAUGAUAGAUAAAGCCAUUGAUGAAGGACAAAAGAAGGUAAUGUAUACGUCCACCUGACCGGCACGUAUCUUAAAACUCCUUUCUUGGUUAUUUUGCUUUCGAUUUAGUACAAACCGCCAAGCAACCAGACUUUGCAAAAAAGCAUGUUUUAUUUUUAAAGUGGAAAGCCACUAGCUAGGCGUCUCUGCUCCCUUAGUGCCCAACUCUUUAAAACCCACGCUACUUAUUGAUAAUGCAAGAAAACACGUUUGUAAGAGAGCAAUAGAGAGGAGAAAUGUGACGUCACAUUACCAUGGUAGCAAAAUUUUAUGGCGGCGACAACGAGAAUGGCAAAAUAUAUAGCAUUUGACCACUCCAGAAAAUACCAUAACAUACCAUAAUGCUCCUUUUUUGUCACCCCGAAAAUUUGAAUAAGCAUUGUUUUCAGUUUCUCUUGGGGCCAUUGUAACUCCCAAGAGAAACUGAAGACACUGCUUAUGCAAACUUUGGGGUGACAAACAAAGAGCAUUAUGGAAUGCUGUGAUGUUUUCUGGAGUGGUCAAUAGGUUAAGAUUAGCAAAAAAACAACUUUGCACGUCCAUCAAGCCUAUUUGUACAUUUCUUAACCGACGUAAAACUUCCUAAUUUCACGUGCUCGCUUCAUGCAGCAGGUGAACACAACACAAAAAUUUUCUCUUCCUUUUUGUAAACUUAGAUACCGUCCUUUCAGAUUCAAACCCAGACAUUUCGCCAACAUCUAACAGACUUAAUGAAACUGAAUAAAAUCGAUGAAGUUUUAAACAGUGUGAAUUCACUUUUUAAGUGACGUUUUCGGUUUGUUCUCAUCCAGAAAUUUUGCUACCAUGGCAACGUGACGUAACGACUUCUCUUUUCUGUUGCGAGAUUCACACUCGUUGCCUGGUUUCUAACAGAGAAGGACUUUUUCUUUUUUCUAGCUAGGUUUCCUUUUUUUACUUUUUUUCAGUUUGUAUCCCACCCAGUUGUUUAUAACCUGCUAAAUUCAAGGUGGUACCGUUCGUUUAACGCCGUGCGAAAGCAGCCGUGGACGUCUCUCAGACGCUGGGGAUAUAUGCUACUUAGCUUCUGGACUGUUAUUGAUAUUGUCGUAUUUCCAUUUCUCUUCGCCUUUUUCUACAUUCUUCACUUCAUAUACUUGUGGUUAAGGAAGUUGAGAGGUUUGUAAGGGUUGACGGUUUUUUCAUUUAUUGAAAUCACGAGAUCAGAUUACAAAAAAUCUCUUACCUAGAAGGUUUAUAAUGAUUUAAUUUAACUUUCCACUUAGUACAUUACUAUGAGUUACAUGCACUAGUGUUUGUAACCAGUCACUGAUGGUGUAAUUUCUUUGCAGAUACAGAUAUAUGUUUUGUCGUGACGCUGACCAGCGAUGCUUCAGACGAAGCGUUCGGUCUUAUCAAGAGGACGAUCGGUUUUCUUAUCCAAAAAUACGGCCUCUAUUCUGCAAAGUACUGUGUGAUUUUACGUGACUUUAACAAUGUAUCUACCAGCAAAAUUAGCUUCGAAGAGGAUUACUCGAGUGAAACUGAACUGCUUAAUAGGGUCGAGGCAAUGCAGAAAUUGAUUUCUCCUUCCUGGUUGUACAAGGAUUUAAGUGCUGCUCUAGCUGCUUUUAAGAGUUCCAGCGUUCGUAAAGACUCAAAGAAGGUAGGAUUCUAAACUUUAUUUCUAAGCCACGUCACAACACCUGAUAUAGAUGGUGGAUUCCUGAUCGCGCGAAUUUAAUUUCCAUAGGUUCCGAGCCCUAACUAGCCUGCGUAGCAGGCGCUGUUAUUUUCUUUCGUACGAAGCAGGUGCCCUUUUUUUUAGGACGACGAAGGGAGAAAUUUCCAGGACGAGCACACGCGAGGGGAGGAAAGGAGAGGCGGCCUUCUUUCCUCUUUGCGUGUUCCCCUCGCGCGCCUCAUAAAAAAUAACAGAACAAAUAACCGGUGCCCGCUACGCAGGCUAAGCAGUAACAGACAAGAAUAUGAGAUUCAGAAUGGGAAGUCAACUUUUUUUCUCAAAAGCCGAGGUAAUACUGACACCCUCAAAAAUUAUUAUUUACCUUUAAAAUGAAAGCUUUCAGACGCCGGGGGUACUUAUCAAAGCCUUAAGGGGGUGGUUUCCUCCACAAGGGCUAGCCCCUUUCCCUUACGGACACUAACGGUAACUUUAUCGAACACUUCCAUCGACAAAUGGAACCCCUUUUAGGUAGCGACAAAACUGAACACUUCAUCCCUUGGUCUGUCUCUAAUAAAUUACUAAUUAUAACGUUUUCCAAGGGAUCAUAAUAGGAUCUGUCCUAUUAUGGCUCUUGCGUUUUCUUGUUAUUUUCAAUGCCCUAAAAUGUGUACAUAUAUGUUCGAAAGACUACCAAUAGCCAUUCAGUUAAUAACGACAUGAUAGAUUUCUCCACGCCUUCCUAUACAUAACAUUCAGCCCAUGAAAUCCCUCUCCUAUCAUACACUUGAAGCCUCAAUUUCCCUGGCUUUCGGGCGUAGCCACCCUGUGUUGGAGUAUCUUUCCCGGGCUUCAGAUACGGGAGAUGUUUCAGAUUAAGACUUAACUCACAGAAGAUCUCUUUUGCUUUUUUAUUAGCUCCUUAUCGUAUUUACAAAUGGCAAGAUAAGAAUGUCUCGAGAUGAUGGAACCGAGGAUCUACAUCCAAUAGUUGACGAACUUAAGGAAAUUGGAGCACGGAUUAUUUCCGUGGGUAUUGGAGCGGACACCACACUUUCAGAAAUGAAAAAAAUUGCAAGCAAGAACAAGACUGCCCUUCACUUUGGGGAAUACGAAGCACCAAAGACAUUAGGAAAAGCUAUCAUACAUGGUAACGGAAAUCGUUUUUCUUGCUAAAUGCUUGAAAAUGUUGCUUUAAGAUGUUGUAGUUUGACACUCUUAACUUUCUCCUUCUGCGCGAUGUUUCUGCUUCUCUUCAAAUAUUUCCUAAUUUUCUAAUCUGUUUUACAGGUGAAGAGGGAAAAGACAUAUUUGGUGAGUACUUCAGUAAUCUGGGUAGCAGUCGUGUUUAAAUAGUUGUUUUAAAGUUUACCGAAUCAUUGAAAUCAUUUCGAAAAAAAGGAAAAAGUUAUAUUUUAAUUUGUAAAUAAAAGAAAAAUGGAAAAGCAGUUUUUUUUGGAAAUAAAGAGUGCGCUUAGAAAGAGCUUGGAAAGGUAUUUUCGCGGAUUUUUUUGGGUGCACCUUUAUGAUGAUUUUGUUGCAAAUCCAGUGAGAAAAUAGUUUUCUUUCUACCAGUAAAACAUAUUAGUUCUUUUCUUGGCAUGCGUAGCUGCUUCAUUUAUCUCUAAAAGUUAUGUUUACUACCGUUCCAAAAAACAGUAAAUCUGAAUUUGUCGCAAAUCCAGUAAGAAAAUAGUUUUCUUUCAACGAGUAAGCAUAUUUAGUUCUUUUCUUGGCAUUUGCAGGUAUGGCAUUUGCAGAUAUAGCUGCUUCAUUUAACUUUAAAAUUUAUAUUUACUCCCGUUCCAAAAAACAGUAAAUAGCCUGGAAUAUUCCGAGUUAAAGGAACCAAUCAAAACGCGCAACACAUGGCUAUCCACUUAUUUGGUAAAUACCAAUACGUCUUGAAUAUACUGAUUCAUGCGUCAUUCAGUCUUACUCUACUUAUAUUUCUUUAUAUUGCUUUUUUGCGUAUUUUUUUUAAUAUUCUUCAACAGAUCGUUACCUUUACUACUUCACAACUCCAUACUUCGUCUUCCUUCGUGAUUCGCUGAGUUACUUAGCUCUGCUUGGCCUGCACUUUGACAUCUGUCUGUCACCUUCAACCCUGGCCUUCACAAAGCUUGAAUGGGUCAUUUUUCUUUUUUUCAUCGGGCGUAUCGUGAUAGAAAUUGACCAAUUUAUGAGCGUCAAGAAGUCUCGAAGGAAAGAACCCCUGGAAGGACAUUGGACUCCAGGAAAGGAAUCUAGGCAAAGGUUAUAUCGAGGCUCAAGCUACGAAGUAUGUGCGUCUCCUGAUGAUGUACAAGUUGUAAUGACAGCGGAGGAAAAUGUAACUCGCAAGAGGCUUAUUAAUUAUUUCAGGUACAUGAUUAAGGGCCUCUCAUACAUAAGCCCGGUUUCGAGAUCUCGCCUUACCUCUUAAUCCUUUGUAAAAUUUUCGAUGUGUUCAUAUGAGAGAGCGGGCUGGCUUGGCUCCCGAGAUCUAGGUUUUUCCAACUGGGAUCUUGGUUAGCGUGCUAAAAAUUUUGCCAUAUGAACACUUCAGCCCGGUUACCGGGAUGAAAGCGGGAUGAAUUCUGGCGGUCCGGAUGGCAUCAUCUUGCAUUGCCUGCUGUCCACAUCAGAAGCAUCCCAUUCAACUGCAGUGAUACAGCUUUAAGAGUUGCAGAAGCUAUGAUAGGCGCAAGAGUUAUAAUUGUUGUGUUUCGCCAUGUUUGGUUUGUUUCUCGAAUUUCGCGCCAGAACUUGUCCCCAGGAUCUUUGGCCGUUUCUCAACUCGGAAACCGGGCUGAAAUUCCUCAUAUGAACCCAAGGCGAAAUUCGUCGCGGUAACCGGGUUAGUCCGGUCAACCGGGCUCAUGUGAAGAAGUCCCAAGCCAGAGUAAACAGCCGAAAUUUCGCGACGCCAGUACUGGUUUCCCAACAAAAAUGAAGUCUGAGUAAUGAGCGCAGAAAUUCUAUACUGAUGACGUCUCACUACCAAGAUCUGGGUAGUGCUUCUGCUUGGUCAUGCCGCGUGGGAAAUUUGUUUUUAGCCAAUCAGAGGCUGAGACGUCAUAAGUAUGGACUUUCUGCUUGGACGCGGUCACCAAGAUUGAAAUUAGGGAGCUUUAGCAUCGACGACGGCAACGGCAGAACGUCAGUUUUGAAAUGAAUUCCCAUUUUUUCAAUCUUUGUCGCGUUUAUUCCAAUUUGCUGAAAAUGGCAAGUGUAGGCGAAUUUCCCUAGAGUUGAUUUCUUCAGGACCGCACUCAAGUUUAGAGAGGGAAAAAGAGAUUCGUCGUCGCCUGUUUACGUCCCCCUUAAAACUUGCAAUUAGGCAUUUUCACGUCGUAGUCAUGCAGGGAUGGUAAAGAAAUGUACAAAAAAGCGUGAUGUACGUGCAAAGUUGUUGUUUUGCGCAAUAAACCUAUUGCUUUUUUGACGUCCUCGUUGCCGUCGCCGUCGUCGUUGCUAAAGCUCCCUAUGCAAAUCUCGAAGGUAGCCUUUCCGCCAUGCGGCAAAUGGCGAGGCGAAAUGGUCAAGUACUGCUGUCUAUGAACGAGUAAUUAUCGUGCAGUUGCGAUGGUUUGGGGCAGGGAGCAAGAUACAGAGGAGCACAGGUGAUCUACGGUUUAGCUGAUCGCAAUUUGCAGCAGUUCGGUCGAUUAUUCGUGAAUUUAUAGCGCUUCGCGUGAAGAUGGACCGCUUUUUCUCUAGCCAGCCUUUCGGCUUCUUAUUUAGUGAAUGUGACCUCCGAUUGCAAAACUCGACAAAACUCCUUUUAAUGCAAGGUGAUUUUCAGCUAAAACUAUGAGAGCUUUCUUUUGAACAAUUUCAGUUCGAUCCUUUCAUACAAGCUUUGGCUGAAAAGAUGGGAGCAUCGAAUUCGAGAAACAUAACAGUGGAAAUUUCAGUUGAAAAAUAACCAGGACAAAUAAAUAGACAAUGAUAUAGUGAAUAUAUAUCACCUAUUUUUUUGGUGACUCCUCUUUAGUCGAACAUGGUCGACUCUCCAGCUCCGAUCCUCCUUAGUCGAUCUAUAUAAAUCCUAUGCACUAUUACCAGUGUUAGUCGACACAGAGCACGUCUGGGCUGCCUGUGAUAUGCCUUUCCCUCCGAUAUACGAACCUGUUAUUAGUCAAGCUUGCUUUAGCAGCGAGACUCUAAAAAGAGAGCGUUCCUUUUCCUUUUUUGUGUGUGCACGCCAAAAAGGGAUCAUAGUCCCUGGUGUUCCUAGCGGAGACCGUGGAAACUGAGGAUAAAUAUCGCGUGUCCUACAACACAUCCAGAGCGCCAUGCAUGUUUUUUGAAGAAAGUUUAGGAAAGAUUAAUGCCGAAGAUGUCGAGCUUUUCUGGAACGAGUCGGUCUACGAAUCUUAUCGCUUGAAAGCGUUGAUUACUUUGGAACAAAUGAAUAAUGGUUAAAAAAAGAGGAAUCUUUAUGAGUAAAACUUCAAUGGUGAGGCUAACUGGUCGGCUGUUGUAAACUUUCAUUGUAUGCAAAUGAGUCUUGUGAUGAGCAGGCCUUUUUUUUCGGCGAUGAACGAAAUAACGCGCCAUGUUCAUCACGUUUUUGCUCUUCAGCAAUGAAGUAAAACUUCCUCCCCAAUCGAGGCCCUUGAUUUUCGUGUAUUUAUACACACGUACUCAUUACAAACCAAUUCAAAAACAAAUCGUCGAAUACGAUAUAAAAAGUGAAUAUCUUGAAGAAUACUCAGCCGUCGAUAGAGUAAGACGUGAAAAAUUGUUAGCGAGGAAAUCCUGUUUCGUAUAGAAUAAAUCGCCUUCUAAUUUCUUAUCUCAUCUUCGAGCAACAAGUUCGUUGUUUUCGGCAGAAAAAAUAGUUAAAACAAAGUGACGAGUAAGUAAAGAAUAAUUUGUAAAAGUAAUGUUAUUCGGUACUUCAUAUUUAGGCAGAUCACAGUUGUAGUGCACGUUUUUGUGCAUAUUAAAAUUUGUGUUUCAUGAUUCUUUGGAUGAAUGUCCAUAAGACUGAAACUUGUCUUGUUUUUAGUGAUCGCUGGAACAUGCUAGACUUCAUCAUUCUUAUCAUCUACCUCGCAAUCUUCUUUUUGCGUAUGAUAAGUUGGGCUACAUCCUCUACGGUUUAUGACAACAGGGCUUUAGCUGUUGCUGGCUACCUCUAUGGUUUUGUCGCCAUGUUCCUUACCUUGCGAGUGUUUGGUCACGUGAUGGAGUCUAUCAGGGGAAUGGGCGCCAAGUUAAUUGCCUUUUUUUCCAUUAUGUGGGACGUGUUUGCGAUAUUUUGGCAGUUCGCAGCAAUGAUUCUGGCUUUUUCACUGGCAAUGACAAAGAUAUAUGUAGUAGAGACAUCGUAUACUUCAAACGGGACAUCAGUCGAAGAUCUGUAAGUACAUACAACUAGCAUCUACUAAUAUUUGUAAAGAUCUCACUUGUAUAAACAUUUUAUGGGACCAUGCGAUUCUCGCAUCUAAAACUGCUUCUUAAAGCUGGACUUUACCCACUUGUCUAUUUCAAGUAUUCAUCUUUCUCUUAGUUAUUGAUCAAUCACUCAAAAAUAGCAAUGGUCAUGAAGUUACCGUGAGAGGGCAUUAAGCGUCACAGCUCCACACUGAAUUCUGCCAUUCAUAAAUCAACCGUAUGUGAUAUACUUUUCAUUGCACGAAUAAAUUUUUCUCUUUUAGAGCCUGCAGCGAAGGAGGUUUGACGUGGUGAGUAAGUGAAAAUUAACAUGCCAUUGACGAAAAUUCAACAGGUGUCUAAUUUUCUUGCCUUAUGUACAAGCUACCCACGUUAUGUACUCAUUAAGAAGCAAUAUUAAGGGAAGCGAAAGGUUAUCGCCAAUGAGAUGUAACUUGUGCGAGUCCGCAAAUAUAAUUAUCAUAGCCCUGUAAUUCGUUAAAUUUGACGCAUUUAUGCCAAUAAGUAGUUAAGAGAUUAAGCCGUGAGAAACUGGGGAGUGAGGAGUUAAAAGUCUCUGGCUAAGUUUGCUUCCUCGUCUUUUCCUCUUCCAAAUCACAUCUUCAAGACCCUCUUGGAAAAAGCAUUCACCUGCGAUACCUCAUCUUUUGCAUUGUUUUUAUCAUGGUUAACACUUGCUAAAUAAAAUAAAUACGCUUUCAGGUAGAUUUACUUAAAACAACAUAAGUUGUUGCCAAACGUAUGGAAAAGCAGAAACAACAACAACAACAAAAACAAACGGACAAAACCCUGCGAAUCCGUGAAGCGCUCUUAGUAACCAACUGAGCUAUCAAUGAUCCGACUAAAAGGAAGCCAUCAUGUUAUUCGUACAAUAAUCGUGAAAUUAUCUAUUUGAUUGUAUUUUCAGCUGGUGGACGAUGGCGCAACAUCUUUCUUGGUCUUGCUUAGGAAUCUCGGGCCUGGAACAACUGGAUUCCGUUGACAGGCCAUCUGUGUCCCUGUCUUAUCUGCUGUAUGGCUUGUUCCUUGUUAUGGUUGUUGUUCUACUCGUCAAUAUGAUGAUUGCCCUGCUCUCCAACACAUAUAACCGUGUAGAGGUACAUUGUAAGAGUAAAACAUCGCUACUUUUGAUGUCAUGUAUCGUCUCGGGAGAUUUUCUGAGAUACAACCUUUAGGUACAAAGCGAUACCUCGAAGGUGUGCAGUUUACUAAUUUUAUAGCCGCCCCUAAUACCCCAGUAUCCAUUUUGUAAAUACCACUACCUUGAACUUGCUUCUUUUUUUAGAGGUUUGCUCGGCUCUCCAAUACCUAUGAACGUAUAGAGGUACACUGUAAACGUAAAACAUCGCUACUUUAGAUGGCAUGUUUUGUUUUAGGAGAUUAUCUGAGAUGAAAACUUCAGGUGCUGAACGGUACCUCGAAGGUGUACGGUUUACUGAAUUUAUGACCGCGCCUGCUAUGACUAACAUGCCAGUAUCCGUUUUGUAUGUCGACUACCUAGAAACUGUUUCUUGUUCUAGCGGUUUUGCGCUGCUCUGCAAUACCUACGAACGUGUGAAGGUAAUUUGCAUGACCAAAACGUUGCUACUUUAAGUUUUGAAUACACUUAAUGCUUCGCCUAGGCUGCAAAGCAGAACCCCGAUGAAAUGUUAAAUUCCGUGCACAACCCACAUUCACUUAAAUUUUAGUUUAAAGCCGAAAGCUUUUGUAAAAUUGAUGUCACCACAAAACAAGUACAGUAAUACAGAAUGUAUUAUAUGAAUCAAUUUCGUCAAUCAUUUUCCUUCAGAAAAAAAGUAAAAAGCGACCAGACUGAAUACCAAUUUAUAUCCUAACACAAAACAGGGCGACAACAUGUCUCAGAGAACGCAAGGAGAAAUUCACCUUUAUCUUUGCACACGUUAAGCAAAACUUUAUACCUCACAACCUUUGCUUUACUGGAUAUUUUGACUUGUGUUUCAGGAAAACUCUCUCAGAGAGUGGUCUUUCAAGAAAGCUACGACCAUUAGAAGUUACAGUUCAUACCACCCAGUUCCAGUUCCUUUCAAUAUUGUAUCACUCGGGGCCAUAGGAUUGUGGAGGCUGUGUCAGGGUGACAAAGGGAACCGAUUUGAUAAAUCUGGAUUUGAUGAGAAAGGAAGGGUAAGGGACGCGGACAAAUUUUUCCUGCGACAGUAUAUAGCACUCGACCAUAAUAUAUCAAACACGACUGGCCGUGUUUCAUCCCACAUCAAGACACUGAAAAGUGGGCUGAAAAAUAAGACGUAGCCGAAUGUUUUAAGCCGACUUCGAGGUGUCUUUACCUGAUUGAGAAAACGUAGUCGCUUUAAAAAUAUCAACUAUGAACGAUGAGGCUUCAACAGAAGGUUGUAUGGGUAUACGUUUAUUAGCAAAGCAAAUUCAAAGACGUUAGUUUUUUUCUGAAACAGCUCACAUUAUCCUGAUUACAAAUAGCUUCUGGUGCAAAUCCCAGGAGUACUCAUUGUUUUGGGUCAUGCCAUUUCUUCUUUUUUCUCUCUUUUCGGAAACCUUUAAGGUGUCAUCUUAUGCCGGAUUUCAAGUGUACGAGGGCGAUCUCUGAAGCCGGAAAUGUGUGCCCAAGGGUAAAGUUGUCGGCUGAUCACCAGGAAAAAAUUGAUUCCUUUUGAGCUUUGUUGGAAUGCAUCGGCGCGAGAAGCUCGUGAUGAUGAAAGUUUUUCUAGAAAGAAUUUUGAAUUCGCAAUGCUAUUAACUUCUAACCAUAAAUCCACUAGAACUCAUCGUUAAUGGUUUGUACUUCUCAAGCGACAACGUUUUGUCAAUCAGGUGGAUACAUCGGAUGAAGCACUGAGUAGGUCGUUUGAUAUAGGUUCUAAAAUUAAGGAUUCCGGAAAAAUUUCCACGCCAUAGCGUUCAUGAUAGUCUACUAGGCUAAUUAAGAUCCGAUAUCCAAACCACUGUUAAGGAAGUCAGAUUUCCUUGGUUUUCUCUUUGUGAAUUAUUGAUGAGUUUGAGAAGUAAUACGGCAUUCGUCAUUUUUACAUCUGCCAUUAUACAUCUUGUUUGCCCCCCCCCCCCCCCCGAAAAAAAGGCAUAGCCUUUGUUUUUUAUGUCUCCUGGGUAUUACAGUACUCUCAAGAGUAAUUGAAAACAAUGCUUAUGCAAAAUUUUUGGGGAGUAAAAAUGAUGCAUUAUGGGAGAUGUUCAAGUGGCGAAUCGGAAUUCACGCUUUUUGUCGUUUUUGAUGUCUCCCUCCUUAGUAUUCAAGUUUGAUCUUGCGGAAAACAGUGUCUUUAGAGUAAGAAAUUGUUGCUAAAACUAACUGAAAAGGUAAAGAAAAAAGAAAGAACAAGGCGAUCAAUGCAGGAAGAAGUUGGUUUGAAAGCCUUGGAGCUAUAAGUGGUUCAUUGGUCAAAGAACUUUCACAAGAGUUGUUCAUUGGUUCAGCAGCUCAAUAGCUGUUGGUAUAUAAAUCAGCGGAACUUAGUUGUUUAUUGCUUGUUAUUAUUGUUUACAUUUUUGUUUCCUUGUUCCCCAGAAAGCUGCUUUAGACAGGCUGGUCGAAAGGCUAGAGAAGACUUACUUUGCAACAUUUGGAUAUACUUUUCCCCUUACAGGUAAGGUAGUGCAAUGAUGGCAAGAGAUGCCAUUCUUGAAGCCAAAGGUCGUGUUGUUUGUGUUCUUAAUUAUCUGCCUCACGGAGAGUGAGACUCAAAGGAGUGAGCAUGCAUGCCUCCCCGCUUGAAGUAAAGCCAACAUUUAACCUAUGAGCCGGAUUACAUGAGCCCUGCUGGCCCGGUUGUGCCAGGCAAGCUCGCUUUGCCGAGAUCUUGGUACCUCAUUAAACACAACAAAAAUCAAUUUCGUGAUUACAUGACAAUCGGGCCAGCCUGGUUAACCGACAUUUCUGCGUACCGGACUGGAAGCUUUCCAUGUAAUCACGCUUGCUGGGCCAGCGAGGCGAACCAAACCAGCAACAGGACAGCGGGUAACACAAUGGAUAUGUGUACUGCUUGAAUUCUCUCUUCUAUCUCUCUGCAAACAUGGUGGCUCCGAAAUGGCCCGCUCCAUGUAAUACCGGAAUAAAAGUUUCCUUUGCAAAGCUAUUAAGCCUGGCAAACUGGGCCAGCCCGGCUCAUGAAAUAACUAUAAUAAGGCCCUAUAUGUUUUGGUCACUUAACUGAAGAUGUUUAAAAAGGUUUGAUACGAAAACAGCGUCACGAGAUGAAUGUUUUGGUACUGAAAUAUACAGUUAUCGGAUUGACCUGGGUUUAAUAAUAUUGUCUUUCAGAGGCGAAAAAGGUCGACCACUUGUUGCAUGAAAUUGAUGGAAGUCGCCGCAUGGCUAAUCAGAUUGCUCAACGAGUGUUUGCUCAGCAGGGUUGUAAGCAGGACAGAUAUAUCGCUGGUGCAGAAGUAAGUAAGCUAAUUAUUAGCCGGAUGCUGCCUUAUUUCAACUCGGUUUGCGGGAUCAUAAAUCGCAAAUCUGGGGUUGUUCUUGGUAGCCCCGAAUUUGACCUUUAAGCCCUGAUAUCAAAAUCUAAAUUCUCAUUUGUUGCCCUAAUAACUUCUUCAUGGAAGUAGAAGGCUCUGAGAAGUCGUUAAAAUUUCACCUUGUGUGAUCAUGUCCUCAAUACUUUUGAACACUUUGAUUAUACUACAUUCAAAAGAAAAAAAAUUAAUUAACUGCACGCAAAAACAAUAGUUGUAGCUUCCUGACGUAAAGUUUAAAAAGAGUCCAAGGUAGGGUCUGCAGCUUGAAAUAUGCUGAUAUUUCCACCUUAUAUUAACGUAAGUUCUUGCUGCAACAAUUCUUAUUCAUCCGUUGAGACUAUUUCAUAGUCCUCUUUUUGCCUUGUCUUACUUUAGGCGUGGGAAUCACUUGGUAUAGGAAUCAAAGGUUGCCUGCUGACAUAUGAAGGCCCUGACUCCUGCCAUUCAUGUAAAGAAAAGGAACCUAAGAGUGUUCAUGGCGCGAGGUGCUUGACGCCAUUCACGCGAGAAAAACCGCGGAUCGAGGUGAGAAUUUUUAUUGAAAAUUUGUUGGAAAGAGGUACCUAAACCUGAAUAAGCAUCUCUGUCCAGGGUGAAAGGUUGUAGAGGGCCCUUCAUAAAGAAAGAUGACCAAAGUAUCUGGACAUUAUUGUACCACUUGGUUUGAAAUUAUUAUUAAUAGUUAUUUUGCUCUAUUGGAUUUUUUUUCAUUGUUUUCAUCUUUCUCGGGCAGAUUUUGCACUUCUCCACGCCCACUUCGUGCUUGCCUUCGCUCGCCUGAAAAAGUGAAAAGUAGCACCUGUUUUACAGGCUACAUCAUCAAGAAUUACAUUGACUUGAUUAUUUCUUUGCCUACAGGUGCUAAUCCAGGAGAGUGGUGAAAGACGUAUUCUUGGACUGGGUGUGGUAUUUGAAGGGUACGACAGUCACUGGAUGCCUGGAUGGGAGGCAGGAACAGUAGGCUAUCACGUGGACGAUGGCAAAAUAUUCGAAGCUGGUUUCGAGGAUUUUGGCAGGGACGUCGAAGGUAAUAAGACUACUUUAAGGGAGGCCGUAAAGGCUACAGUAAUUUGGUCGAUGUUUUAAUGAACUCCAAAUUAUAUUAACUUAAAGCUAAGCCUCAUAUCAAAAACAUCAUGCUUUUUAACGAAUGAGCUAGUCUAAGGCUCGGUUCAAACGACGCAUUGACAGGUGCCAAAUAUAAUGCCAAUGAGAGAACAAUAAAUGUUUCUCAUUAGCAUCAAAUUCGGCACGCGUGAAAUGGGACGUUUACUGGACCUAAUGUUUGUGCAGCGCCCGAUCAAAAGUUUGCCGGUAAUUGGCGCCGACAAGCCGGCAGUUUCAGUAUUAUUUUAAAACCUUUGUUUUAGUAAACUUUCAAAGCGUUUAGCCAAUUAACAGCGUUUUGCUGUUUUGGUUUAAGUCACAAAUUGAAAAUGAAAAUGGCAGCCUUAGCUAUCGAGUACAAAUUUCUUCUCGUUUCACUACGGUCAGGCCAAGGAGUGGGAACCAUGCAAAUCAAUUGAUCAACCACUCAAAUUGGGAGCUGGCACUCUACCGGAGCCAUUCAAUAUUGUCAGGCGUCACAUGCUACCUUUGAUUCGCAAUAAAAGAAAUCUUCUUUUUCAGAGGCUAUGGCGUACCGUGGUGAUCUCAUCGCAUGCGAAGUUGACUUCAGUGGUGUAAGAAAUGGCAAGCUUCCAGUCGUGUUCUUCUUAAAUGGCAGAGAGAUUGCUCGCGCGUGGACGAAACGCAUUUCUGAAGAAAUAAAAGUGUUUCCCUUUAUUUCAAUGGCAUAUGAAGGAAUUCGGGUUCUCGCCAAGGUAUGACUAAUCAUUGGCACAUCCUUUCUAAGAAGAAUAAUUUCGUUUAGCUCCAGCCCCUUUCCCUCCUUUUUAAAUAUUUCCGAACGAGUGCGAGACAAUAUUGAGCACGAGGAGGGUGAAAUUUCGGCAAGCCACUCCAUCAGAAGUGGUGAGUCGGGGUGGAGGAGGGGGCGCUCUCUGGCUGCAAGGGUACUGGUCUUUUUUGGUCCAAAAAUAACGAGAGAGAGAGAAGUGAUGGGGGGGGGGGAAGUGUACCAGGGCCUUUUCCCAAGAUCCACCACAGCUGAAUUUUCUUGAUGUAGUUUUCUAACUGAUGAUCAUGAACUGUCGUUCUGGAAGUCCAAUCUAAAUGUCGGGGAUUUCUACGACCCCGUACAACUGUACACUCAGCAGUCAAGAGGGAUUAUUACACUCCACCGAUCUAAUACAAUUACUUCCAACGAUCAGACGCGACUGAACUAACUGCAUUUUAAGUGUGUUUACUAGGUUUUUCUUCUGUCCUUGCGAAAGACAGUAUUUUUCCAUAAAUCACAUGCUGUUCAGUAAAAUCCCGAAUGUAUUAAUAAUGUGCCUAAAUGAAGUUCCUAUUGCAAAGUCACUCGUUUCUCCUCCUUAUUCAACCUAAGUACAUCCAUUCAGUUACAUCAUUUCAUCCAUUUCUUUUCUGAAUUGCCGGUAUAGAUGUGCCCAGGUGACAGCAGUAUGUCCCAAAUAUCUCAUGCGCCUUCUGCACAGCGUCUUGCUAGGGAUGUUGGGAUAGAAAAGGAAUUAACUGACUGCCUGCAGAAACAGUUCCUUAAACUGAAAGACGACAUGGAGACAAUGGAACGAGAAAGAAAGGUACAGGCGACUGAAUUCCAAGAAAGACUCGAUAAACAGUGGCAAUUGCUGACGGAAAUACGAAACUUAGUGAUGCUUUCCAACCGAGAAGGGAAGAGAAAAGAACUUGAUGAGAACUGA
Messenger RNA from Porites lobata, 14489 nucleotides. NCBI's taxonomy places the organism in Eukaryota, Metazoa, Cnidaria, Anthozoa, Scleractinia, Poritidae. The record is from the annotation of a GenBank genome assembly.